Messenger RNA from Colletotrichum siamense, 1815 nucleotides. RefSeq lists its product as uncharacterized. Lineage: Eukaryota; Fungi; Ascomycota; Sordariomycetes; Glomerellales; Glomerellaceae. The record is from RefSeq and is a predicted model, not a curated record. The transcript has a single exon. The coding region runs from base 1 to 1815 and encodes 604 amino acids.
AUGUCCGACAAACCUUUGCCGCCGCCGCAGCCCCUCAACCAGUCUCUUCCGCCUCUCCCUCCCCUUCAGACGAAAGAGCUCCCCAAGAUGCAUAUAGCCCGCCGCCCAGUCGCCGCAACGAAGCCUGUCGCACCUCCCAAGCCCCAGCCAGAGGAACACUCGCCCACUGGAUCUAUCGGAAGUCUGCUGUCGGCGUACUCGAGGAGUUCAGGAGAGUCCCUCAUGGCCAAGUCACCAUCAACCCAGCGAGACUCGGCCCCGAUGUUUCCCUCUGACCAUGAGGGGACAACAAAAGAGUCAAAAGUCUUGACGCCCACCUCAGUGUCAUCCGUCGACAAUGAGGCUUCCUACUCCCGCCUCGGCGCACCAAACCUCACACACAACAAAGGCCUGCCGCCGUCUCCUGCCUAUGCCCGCGAGCAGGGCCCUCCUCCGCCGGCAAAGGCAGCGGCUGGCGGUGGUGACAGCCCAACCAGCUUCACAUCCACCUCGUCCCAGCAGCAAAGGCCUCUCUGGAGGAGGAGGUCUGUAAAAUCUGACCGCAAUAUAGAGGUGCCAGAUCUAAAACUGGCAGUAAGUCAUGGGUCGACUGCUGCUUCUACACCAAACACCGCGCAACCAUCGUCAACCGCGGCUCCUCCUCCCCCGGCGCAGCAACAACAACAGCAACAGCAACAAUUCCCCCCUCGCUCUACUUCCGGGCUCCCCGGCAGGAAUAUCCGGCCCAUCCAUCUCCAGAACCUGCCCUCCACGCAAGAACCGACAGAAGACAUGGGCCAGGAGGCGUCGCGCCUGCGCGAGAAGGUCUCGCACGUCCGCGGGCAGAACCAAACCAACGGCGCAAACGUCGGAGCCUCACACAGCGACACCGCGCUCUCGCCCUCCCAGCGGCUGCCGACGCCCGACUACGAAAAGGAAGACGUCAAGACGCCCGUCGUCGACACCGUCGUCUCGCCCAUCUCCCCAGCCUCGUCCCCGGAGCCCGCCGCCGCGGAGCAGAAGCAGCAGCAGCAGCAGCCGCAGCAGCCCAUCCCGCGCAAGGCAGUCACGACGGACCGCAACAACGUCCACAAUGCCAAAAGCCUCCCGCAGAUGCGCGUCGACCCGCCCACGACCAGCAGCGAGGCUCCCCCGACCAUCGCCAGAGACUUCGCCGUCAGUCCCAUCAGCCCGGAGGCGCAACAAGGCCAGUUCCCUGCUCGCAACUCGUCCAAUCAGCAGCAGCAGCAGCCACCGCAACAGCAGCAGAGGGGUCAAUGGCUUCCUGCAGCUCGGGAGCAUGCUGCGCAGGGUGGCGACAUGCGCCGGGACCAGCGACCGGGCCAGGAACCCGUCGAGUACCGCGAGAUGAAGCAGCAGCAAGACAUGCCCGCCGACCCGCGCGCGUCCUUCUUCCCCAUCACCACCCCGGAGCCGCCCAGCCCGUCUAUCGUGUACAGCGCCCGCCCCAUCAAGGAGAGCAUGCUCGACUGCUACGCCCGCCACCGCACUGUCGACCGCACCCGCAACCGCAACUACGCCCUCAGCUGCCAGACCUGCGGCAAGGCCGACACCGAGGACCGCUUCAAGUGCCAGUGGUGCUACGUGCGUAUGUGCGCGUCGUGUCUGACUGUGUUCAACCGCAACGGCAGAGACCUCCGCCAGCUCCUCGCCCACCUCGAGGGCAACCCGCAGAGCAGCGGCGACGUUGAUGGAGCCAACAACACCAACGAGGCAGCCACAUCCGAAGAGCACUUGACUGUGCAACAACAGCCUGCCGAAGGACAGCAGUAUCACCAUCAGCAGCAGCACCACCCUCAGAUGGUUGCAGCCUAA